Molecule: messenger RNA, 5036 nt
Organism: Pantherophis guttatus
Lineage: Eukaryota; Metazoa; Chordata; Lepidosauria; Squamata; Colubridae
Gene: RNPEPL1
Product: arginyl aminopeptidase like 1
Biological process (GO): proteolysis
Molecular function (GO): zinc ion binding; metalloaminopeptidase activity
Source: RefSeq, a predicted model, not a curated record
CAGCUCGAGGCUCCCGCCCAACGGGCGGCCAAGGCGGGCGUCGAAAGGCCGCUCGGGCCUCCACGCGCCGCUCUCGGGCGCCGCCCAGCGCCUCCUCCUCCUCCUUCUCCUUCUGCCGCACGCAGCGCGCCCCGCUCGGGGCAGGCCGGCUGGGCCUCGCCUCUUCCUGGCGCCGGCGAGCGGCUUCCCGGGCGGCCUGGGUGAGUCGUCGUCGGCCGCCGCCGCCGCCGGGCCUCCCGCGCCCGCCCAUGGAUUUUACUUAGGCCCCAUGGCGGCCCCCGAGACCCUCCCGGACGUGGCCUCGGCCUCCAGCGCCUCGCUUUUCCGCCUCAGGCACCUCCGCCUCGGGCUGGACCUGCGGCCCGAAGCCCGCGCCCUGGCCGGCUGCCUGGUGCUGGAGCUGUGCGCCCGGCCGACGCCCGGCGGGGCCCAACCUGAGGCGUCCGAGGACGAGCGGCGGCCUCGCCGACCUCGCGUCCUGGUUUUGGACACGCACCCGGCCGUGCGGGUGGCCUCGGUGGCUUUCCGGGCCUGCCCGGCCGGCGAGACCCGCUGCGGCUUCGUCUUCUCGAGCGGCGCGGAAGGCGAGCCGGGCCGGCCUGCUUUUCUUCUUCCGCCGCCGCCCGCCCGCCCGUCGUCGUCGUCGGCUCCCGCGGGCCACCCGCACCCGCACUGCCCGCUCAGCACCGCCAGCGCACUUUCGGCCUUCGGGCAGGCGCCGCCCGAAGGGGACCGGCCGGGUUUGGAGUCUCUACGGGACGUCCCCCCGUCGUGGGGCGAGCCUCCGCCGGCCGGGCCUUGGGCCUGCGCCCCGCUGGAGAGCGCCGAGGUUCCCGCGCCGCCCUUGCCCGCCUUCCCUCGCUCGGCGCCCUGCCCGCUUUUCUUCCGCGUGGAUCCCUUCACCGACUACGGCUCGGCGCUCAGCAUCUCCCUGCCGGCUUCGCUGGAGCCGCAGCGGCCCUUCCAGAUCAUCGUCCGCUACACCACCGUGGAUGCCCCCGCGAUCUGGUGGCUGGAUCCUGAGCUCACCUACGGCAACUCUAAGCCAUUUGUUUUCACCCAAGGCCAUUCGGUAUGCAACCGCUCCUUCUUCCCUUGUUUUGACACGCCGGCUGUGAAAUGCACUUACUCCGCGGUCGUCAAGGCCCCUGCAGGUAUGCAGGUGUUAAUGAGCGCCACCCAAAGUUCCUAUGAGGAAGAAGAGGGGGUAUACCAGUUCUACAUGGAGUACCCCAUUCCCGCUUACCUGGUGGCUCUGGUGGCCGGGGAUCUUGUCGCCGCAGAGGUUGGUCCUAGGAGCAAAGUCUGGGCCGAGCCAUGCCUAUUGUCAACAGCCAUCGGCAAACUCUCAGGUCGGGUGGAGCACUGGCUCAGCGCUGCAGAGAGCCUCUACGGUCCCUACAUAUGGGGCAGGUACGACAUUGUUUUCCUCCCUCCUUCGUUCCCCAUCGUCGCCAUGGAGAACCCAUGUUUGACCUUCGUAAUUUCAUCCAUCUUGGAGAGCGAUGAGUUUCUCAUCAUCGACAUCAUCCACGAAGUAGCCCACAGCUGGUUUGGCAAUGCCGUCACCAACGCCACUUGGGAAGAGAUGUGGUUGAGCGAAGGGCUGGCUACUUACGCUCAGCGCCGAAUCACGACGGAGACUUACGGUGCUGCUUUUACGUGCCUGGAGACAGCCUUCCGCCUUGAUGCCCUUCACCGACAAAUGAAGCUCCUUGGGGAGGACAACCCUGUCAGCAAACUUCAGGUUAAACUUGAACCAGGUGUGAAUCCCAGCAACCUGAUGAACCUCUUCACCUACGAGAAAGGGUUCUGCUUUGUUUACUAUCUGUCUCAGCUGUGCGGAGACCCAACACAUUUUGAUGCCUUUCUCCGAACUUAUAUCGAGAAGUACAAGUUCACAAGUGUUGUAGCCCAAGAUCUGUUGGAUUCCUUCUUGGCAUUUUUUCCAGACCUGAAAGAACAAUGCAUCGAUUGCAAAACAGGUCUAGAGUUUGACCGCUGGCUCAAUGCCACAGGGCCUCCUUUAGUCGAACCAGACUUAUCUCAGGGAUCCAGCUUGACCCAGCCGGUGGAGACGCUGUUCCAUCUCUGGACCACAGAGCCUCUGGACGCAGGAGCUGCUGCGAACAGCGUCAACAUCGCCGAGUGGCAAACAUUCCAGACGGUGCUUUUCCUGGAUAGGUUACUGGAUGGGUCGCCCUUGCCACACGAGGUGAUAACAAAGUUGUCCGAAUGCUACUCGGCUCAGCUGGAAAACAUGAAUGCCGAGAUUCGUAUCCGCUGGCUGCAGAUCAUCGUCCGCAAUGAUUACUAUCCUGAUGUCCACAAAGUCCGUCGCUUCUUGGAAAACCAGAUGUCCCGCAUGUACACGAUUCCAUUGUACGAGGACCUCUGCACUGGCACCCUCAAGUCUUUCGCCCUCGAAGUUUUUUUACAGACCCAAGCCCACCUCCACCCGAACCUGCGGAAAACCAUUCAUCAGAUCCUGACCCAGGGCUUGAACCAACCACUUCUCGCCACGGACACGGCCGCCGUGGUGGGUGACCCUCCGGGCGCCGAGCUUGAAGACAGAGGAGGAGCCGCGCAUGGUGCCGUUUCUCUCAGGGACGUCAAUGUGUCUGCUUAGCUCACGCUGGACCUUGGAAGCCGGAAGGGCCAGUCAAGACGUCAAGCCAAGUCUGCCCUCUCUUGCCCUUGGUGCCACUGCUUGGGGUGGGGGGGUGUUGUUGGAUUUUUUUUUUUUAAAUUCCUCCCCACAUGUGUACAUCGAGAAUCCUAUGUGCCUUCAGGUGCCUGACCCCCUAGGCACGACGAGAUAUCAGGGAUGUAUUUUUCUUUCUUUCUUUCUAACUCUUAAGCAGCGACUGGGAGCAAGCGACUGUUUGGGCUCGUUGCAUCAUGAAUGUGAACAUCGGAUUGAUUUGUGUGUGUGUGUGUGUGUGUGUCUGUGUGUGUGUCUGCCAACGAAGUGCAAUUUCCGGCACUCGCUCCCCAGGCCUUGAAGGAGGCAGCAGGAUCCUCCCCGGCCCCAAGGCUGGGCGGGAAGAAAAACUGAUCAGGAUCAUGGUAAAAUGUUGAAGUCGGGAUUUUUCUCCUGUUGUAUGCGGCGCUCGUGACCCAGAACCUGAAAGAAUGACGCGUUUUCUUCCAAGUGGCGUCUCGGUUUUCAGGAAAACGGUUGAAAAUGGGUCAGGUAUUAAAAAGAGACUUGGGUGGAGUCCGCAGGCUGAGGGUGUGAGUGCACAGCAGGCUUUAUAGCCGUGAUGGCAAACCUAUGGCACGCGUGCCACAGGUAGCACGCGGAGCCAUAUUAGUGGGCACGCCAGCUCAGCUCUGGGGCGCAUGCGUGCGCCGGCCAGCUGAUUUUCGGGCCUUCUGGGCCCACCAGAAGUAGGGAAACAUGCUGUUUCCUGCCUCUGGAGGGCCUGGGGGCGGGGUGAGGAAGGCCCGUUUUUCUUUCUUACCUGGCUUCAGAUCCUCUCUGUGUAUCUGGGAAGGGCGAAAACAGCCUUUCCACUCCCUUGGAGGCACUACGGAGGCUGAAAGGGCCCAUUUCCCGACUCCCGGUGGGACAGGAAGUGACGUUUUUUCCUGUCCCCAGCCUCCAGAGACUCCUAGAAAGGCUCCUACAGACUCCUAGAGAGGCUCCUACAGACUCCUAGAGAGGUUCUGGAGGCUGGGGACAGCAAAAAAUAUCACUUCCUGUCCCACCGAGAGGUGGGAAAUGGGCCCUUUCAGCCUCCGUAGGGCCUCCAAGGGAGUGGGAAAGGCUGUUUUCGACCUUCCCAGAUGCAUAGAAAGGAUCUGGAAUCAGGUAAGAAAGAAAAAUGGGCCUACCAGGCCAUCAUGUGCCAGGAGCGGGGGUGGGUGGGGUUGCGUGCGCAUGCGCACGGGCACGUGCAUGCGCCACCCUCCCCCCGCCCCCUCUCUCCUGGCACGCGAUGGCAAAAAGGUUAGCCAUCACUGCUUUAUAGAGACGGGGAGAGGGGGGAGAAGCCAGCCCUUGGUAGGAACAUGGGUGUCAACACUGCCUUGCUUUCCUCAGAGACCAGCAAGCCCAACAAGUUUCGGCGUAGUAGGCACACACUGCCCAACAGGGAUGGGAAGGCCUUGCGAGAUUCCGCCACGGUUAUGUCAGCGGCCAGCCACCAAAUGCGACAGUGCAGUGUCGCUAUUUCCCUUUCCACCACAGGUAAAAUAGGAGUGUUCUUUGCAAAAAAAAAAAACCACAAGACCAACAAUCACACAAAAGCCUGUACUGAGGUUGCUGUAAACCUACUGACUUUGUCUUCACACCUUUGGCGCUGUGGUCUUCGGUCGGUGCCGCCGGUUGUUUCCAACCCCUUCGUUCAUUUUCCCCGCGCGCACGAGCUCAACGCAACCCUUUUCACGUGCUUUUUUUUUUUUUUUACCAAAGCAACUCUGGGAUUUCUUUCUGUGCGCGCCUCCCUUGUUUCAAGAGUAAUAUUUAUUCUCUCUCCCAGUAAAGAUGGGCAGAUAACCCCCCCCCAGAUACCACUCCCGUGUCCAGCUCUGGCAGAGAGGGUGCUUGUCCGCUGCCUCCUACUUGGUGAAAACUGAUUCCAGCUCCACAAAGGUGCUUAAAUUGUCUGUUUUCCACAUCCUUGGCUCUGUUUCCCCCCCGAAAUAUCUUUUCACUUGGGGCGAUUUUGGGCAAGCAAUAAUGAAGUCGGACUGCAAAAUUGCUCGAGUUGGGUUGCGAUCCUUUGGCGUAGCGGCUCUGGAAUUUCCUCCGUCAUUUGGAAAGGUGCAGGGCCCCCAUCUCCCCAGAAACAUCUGCCCGUUUUAACGUCGUUUUGAUUGGCAGCACUUUUGACACCUGGUCCACUCUGGCCGAGACCGCAACUCCUACACACCUUUCUACCAUCUUGUUAUCCUGCAUUUUUUUUUUUUUUAAUUUUUAUUUUCCAGGAGAAUGUAUGCAACCAGGGUGGAAAUUCCUUGGAGAUGUACCUGGAUGCCUUACAAUAACAUCACUUAUAAAUGUUGAAUUAAACUAAUGUUUGUGACUU